AUGAAACGAACAAAGCAGCCAUCAACCAUUAGUAAGAAAUUGACAAGUGUUCCAGAAUUACCUUAUAAAAAAGGACUACUGAAUUCAUCACCUAAGCCAAAAGAAAAUCGUAAUGCCAAGCCAACACAUGAUAAAAUUGAACCAAUGGUCCUGGGGUCUCCACCCACAGGAGAAUCAAUUGUACGGUAUGCCUUGCCAAUACCAUCAAGUAAAACAAAGGACUUAAUAACAGAAGAUGAAAUGGUCCGGAAGAUUGUCAAACACCUGAAGAUGGUUGUUUCUUCUUUGGAAGACACCUAUGGAGCUUUCAGUGAAGAUGGAGAAAAAGCAAGAGUGAAACCUGCGGAGGAAGACUUAUCUUUAUCUGUUGGUGAUGAUAUGAAUGCUUUUUUGUUGUGCUGUUCACAAUUUGCGGCUCAGCUGGAGGAAGCAGUUAAGGAAGAACGUAAUAUUUUGGAGUCUCUUUUUAAGUGGUUUCAACAACAAGUCAACCAAAUGGAAGAGAUAGGUAAAGACCAAAGUAUUUUAGAAAGAGAUCUUCCAUCAGAUGAUAAAUCAGUCAAUUUAAGCAUUGCACAAAUAGCAAAGCUAAUGCAUAAAGUUGAAGAUCUGAAAGCUCGCCUAAAGAGCUCCACACUGCCUAAACGCAUGGACAAAAAGACUUUAUCAGAAUCAAUGAAAAAUUAUGAAGCUGUGGGAAAGCAAAUUGAAGAGUUCAUAAAGUCCCAUUCAGCUUUAGAAUCUGAAGUUGUUUCUGAAACUGAUCGAGAAACUCCUUAUUCAAUGACUAAUCGGAUGAAUGUGAUGAUUAAAAUGUUUGAAAAUCAGACAAGUAUGUUAGAGAGAGCUUUAAAUGAUCAGAGUAUAAUUGAGACAAGAUAUAAACAGAUGGAAGCUGAUUUUCAAGUGUUAAUAUUGGAGAAAAUCCUGCUGGAAAAUGAAAUACGAAAAUUGAAAGAUACAGAGAAACCAAAGCUUCCAAGCAAGAAACCCGCAAAAUCAGAAAAGAAAAAAGAUAAAGAUUCAGAAAGGUAA
Molecule: messenger RNA, 1035 nt
Organism: Acomys russatus (golden spiny mouse)
Lineage: Eukaryota; Metazoa; Chordata; Mammalia; Rodentia; Muridae
Gene: Ccdc7
Product: coiled-coil domain containing 7
Exons: 12
Coding region: 1-1035 (344 amino acids)
Source: RefSeq, a predicted model, not a curated record